This is a messenger RNA of Aphanomyces invadans, 654 nucleotides long. RefSeq lists its product as hypothetical. Lineage: Eukaryota; Oomycota; Saprolegniomycetes; Saprolegniales; Verrucalvaceae. Bases 49 to 396 code for a protein of 115 amino acids. The transcript has a single exon. The record is from RefSeq and is a predicted model, not a curated record.
CAGUCUCCAAGGAGCAUUCGCCGCAUUUGAACAAAUUCCCAAAGACGCAUGAAGUCAACCAAGCCGACGACACUUGUCUCCGCUAGAGAUGAGAACAAGAGCUCGUUCUUCGUGAUAGGAGCGGACCAGAACGACUUUAUUGUGGGCAAGUGGAGCACAGGGCUCCUUGGGUGCAUCAACGCCAGGUCGAUGCCGACGGGUUGCAUGGUGACGUUUUGCCCGUGUGUGUCGCUCGCGCAGAUCGCGCACCGUGUCGGGAUGUACAAGUACUGGACCGUUAUCUGCACGUUUGUCGCGCUUUUCCUCGUGUACAUCGGGAUGGCCGCGCUGGAAUCGACGGUGAGCAAGUGUAUGUUUUGGCGAUGUGGGUCGUCACGAUCGUCGCGUUUCUCCUGAUUGCGGUCGUGCGCAAGAACGUGCGCCAGCGCUUUCAAAUCCCCGGGUCAGCGUGCGAAGACAUCGUGUGCAGUGUCAUCUUUUCGUGCUGCGUUGUCGGCCAAAUGUCUCUCCACGUCGAGUCGACCGACUCGGGCGGCUUUGGCCCGAAAGACACGUUGCCUGGCUACAACGUCUGAUCUGCCGUCUACGAUUCUUCAACCCAACGUAGCUAUGUCCUCAACUUAAUUACAACUGCAGUUGCUGCAUCCAAAUCGA